AUGGACUGUGAGAACGGGACAGAUAUUGAAGAGUUUGUUCUUCUGGGGUUUUCCUCCAAGCCUGAACACCAACCUCUUUUUUUCCUCCUUUUUCUGCUGAUGUACAGUGCUGGACUUCUGGGCAAUACCAUGAUGCUCCUUCUCAUCACCUUGGAUGUGCAACUCCAGACCCCCAUGUAUUUCCUGCUCCGUAGCCUCUCAGUCAUUGAUCUUGGCUUCAUCUCAGUCACAGUGCCCCAAAUGUUGGUUCAUAUCGUAUCUGCUUCCAGGACCAUCCCCUUCUACUCCUGCAUGGCUCAGUUUUUCUUCUUCUAUGUUUUUGGUGUCACGGAUCUCCUUCUAGUGAGCGUCAUGGCCCUGGAUCGUUAUGUAGCCAUUUGUAAUCCUCUCCACUAUGCGUCAGUGAUGAACCAAAAGGUUUGUGGGCAAUUAGUGGCUGGUUGUUGCAUCAUUUCCACCUUACACUCCAUGCUGCAUGCUGGCCUACUCUUGCGUCUCACGUAUCGAGGGAAAAAUCACCUGCCCCACUACUUUUGUGAUCAUCAGCCCUUGCUGCAGCUGUCCUGCUCAGACAUCAGUGUCAAUGAGGCGGUCAUCUUCUUUGAAGGUGUCAUCAUCAUCCUUGGACCUUUUGUUUUCAUCAUUCUCACCUACAUUCGCAUUGUGGCAACUAUCAUGAAAUUCACUUCUUUAGGGAGGCGCAAAGCUUUUUCUACCUGUGGGUCUCACCUCACUAUAGUGAUUCUCUUUUAUGGGGCCAUCAUUGCUGUCUAUUUCUUGCCCACCUCGAGCUAUUCCUCACAGCGAGGGUCAUUUUUUGCUCUUGUGUACACAGUCAUCACCCCAAUGUCCAACCCCUAUAUUUACAGUCUCAGGAAUAAAGAAGUGAAAGAUGCUCUGAGAAAACUCUUGGGACGAAGAUCCCUAUUUUCUCAAAACUGA
This is a messenger RNA of Python bivittatus (Burmese python), 942 nucleotides long. Its product is annotated as olfactory receptor 1B1-like. Gene Ontology annotation, molecular function: G protein-coupled receptor activity; olfactory receptor activity. Lineage: Eukaryota; Metazoa; Chordata; Lepidosauria; Squamata; Pythonidae. Gene Ontology annotation, biological process: G protein-coupled receptor signaling pathway. The record is from RefSeq and is a predicted model, not a curated record. Gene Ontology annotation, cellular component: membrane.